CGAACUUCGAAAAUAUGAUAAAUAAAAUCGAAUUCAUUUGGUGGUCAGUCGGCCUCAAAUAAAUAGACAUUUUAAGCACACAAUUUUGAGCAAUAUGUCGACUCUGAAUGCUGUUCUGCUCUGUUGUGAUAUGCAACCAGGCAUUGUCGAUUUAGUACUAGGUGCUGACACGGCCAACCCUGAACGCGUUUCAUGCAUUGAGAACGUGCGGCGGGCUGUGACUAAGGCGAGGGACGCAGAUGUAAAGGUUAUUUUUAUAAAUGUUGCUGUACCGGGAUACACUGACCAAGAUAGCGUACACAGAAACAAACUGUUCUCAUACUUGCAUAAAAAUGAUACACUCCGUGUAGACAGUACUGAAGCACAGCCUUUAGCUGACUUUAGACCACAGGGGGAUGAGAUACUAAUUACAAAGCAUAGAAUGGGGCCGUUCAGUACCACUGAUGUACUCAGACUCAUUGAGGAGAGUAAGGCCACAAAAGUCUACUUGUGCGGUUUAUCAACUAGUGGAGUUAUUUUGUCAUGUGUGCGAACGCUGGCGGACCUUGAUUAUGAGAUUGUUGUAUUAGAUGAUGCUUGUGGGGAUAAAGAUGACGAAGUGCACCGUGUGUUGACCCAGAAGAUAUUCCCGGUGCAAGCGGACGUAAAGAAAGUUGCUGACGCCUUCGCGUCAUCAUAGAGGAUGAAUUUAUGUGUGGACGAACCUUCGAUCGCUAUUUUUGAGUUACUACAUACAAUUUUUUUGGCAGACAUUUGUAAGAGCUAGUAAGUGGUUCAGAAAACCAUAGUAUCUGUGCAUGUCGAAAGCCGAACUUGCUUUGUAUGAUUAAGUUCGCUUGUAUAUAAAAGCAUACUCACGAAUACUUAAUCUACUGGUCUAUCAGUGCAUGAAGCAAAUACAAUGAAU
This is a messenger RNA of Sphaeroforma arctica JP610, 907 nucleotides long. RefSeq lists its product as hypothetical. The record is from RefSeq and is a predicted model, not a curated record. The coding region runs from base 95 to 679 and encodes 194 amino acids. NCBI's taxonomy places the organism in Eukaryota, Ichthyosporea, Ichthyophonida. The transcript has a single exon.